Planococcus citri (citrus mealybug) is the source of this 772-nucleotide messenger RNA. RefSeq names its product PXMP2/4 family protein 4-like. Lineage: Eukaryota; Metazoa; Arthropoda; Insecta; Hemiptera; Pseudococcidae. The coding region runs from base 1 to 558 and encodes 185 amino acids. The transcript is spliced from 4 exons. Gene Ontology annotation, cellular component: mitochondrion; cytoplasm; membrane. Gene Ontology annotation, biological process: cellular response to reactive oxygen species. The record is from RefSeq and is a predicted model, not a curated record.
AUGACAUAUGCAAUUAAAUUAUUUAGAAAUUUAAAAUCCAAACCUCUUUUAAGAGGUAUGGUAAUUUAUUCGGUGACUUGGCCAUGUAGUAGUUUAAUACAACAAAGUUUCGAUAAAGAAGCAAAGUAUAGUUGGAGUCGAGCUCUAAAAUUCAGUCUUUACGGUAGUUUAUUUGUGGCACCUUCCUUGUACGGAUGGAUGAGAUUCUCUUGCCUAAUAUGGCCCCAAAAUACAUUAAAAUAUGCUUUAAUAAAAGGUUUUGUAGAGCAAGUUUCAUACGGUCCUUUUGCGAUGUGCUCAUUCUUUUUCAUAAUGACUUUAUUAGAUAAUGGAACCGUUGAAGAUGGAUUGAAAGAAAUUUCGAAUAAAUUUGUCCCCACUUGGAAGGUCGCUGUUUUUGUAUGGCCUUUUGUACAGACAAUAAACUAUACUCUCAUACCGGAGAAAAAUCGUGUCCCAUUCAUUGGAGUUUGUAGUGUUGGCUGGACGAUAUUUCUGGCUUUUAUGAAGUAUCAAAAUGAACAUGCCAUCGAAAACAAAAAUCAAUCGGCGAACUGAACAUUCCAAACUGGUUUUUGGAAUAUUUCCAGGAGUAAAAUAUUGGAUAUGAUCCAGGUCUGAACAGAUGAGUUCUGCAUUGUAAAACUUUCGGUUUUUGGAAAAAGAGAAAGAUAGGUAUUUUAUUUAUUAAUUGAAAAUUUCGAUUGAUAGUUACCUUCUUUUCUAGUUUAAUUUUGUCUACUACCUAUUUUAAAAUAAAAUUUGCAUUCCA